AUGAAACUAUCAAUGAAGGAUCUGUUUAUGAAAUCAACCUUAGAUUCUAUAUUCAAAGUUGCAUUUGGAGUAGAACUGGACAGCAUGUGUGGUUCAAGUGAAGAAGGCAGGAUAUUUAGCAAUGCUUUUGAUGAUGCAAGUGCAGUGACUCUUCGGCGAUAUGUUGAUAUCCUGUGGAAGAUUAAGAAAGCUCUCAAUAUAGGAUCGGAAGCUGAGUUAAAGAGGAAUAUCAAAGUGGCUGAUGAUUUUGUGUUUAAGCUGAUCUGUAGCAAGACUGAGCAAAUGCAUAAGUCACAAGAUGAUUCUUCUGUAAGUGAAUCACUUCAAGGCUUUUGUUUCUGA
Messenger RNA from Ilex paraguariensis (yerba mate), 342 nucleotides. The record is from the annotation of a GenBank genome assembly. Lineage: Eukaryota; Viridiplantae; Streptophyta; Magnoliopsida; Aquifoliales; Aquifoliaceae.